Molecule: messenger RNA, 2217 nt
Organism: Chenopodium quinoa (quinoa)
Lineage: Eukaryota; Viridiplantae; Streptophyta; Magnoliopsida; Caryophyllales; Amaranthaceae
Exons: 3
Coding region: 1061-1939 (292 amino acids)
Source: RefSeq, a predicted model, not a curated record
AACCCGUUUAAAAAAAAAUCAUUUUAUAUAUCCAAAAAGUCAAAUAUAAAAUUUUAAAAGAAAUUUACAAGCACAAUAGGAGUAAUUUUUUGAGGAAACAACAAUACUAAAUUGCUAAUAACAUUGAGAAUUUUUUCUUAAAAAAAAAACAUUGAAAAUUUGAUAUUCAAAUAGUAAUAAUAUAAUAAGCGUCUCUUAAAAAAAAAAAAAUUAAUCUCAUUUCCUCUCACUUCACUUCCCCAUACUUUCCGGUCUUCCACUCUUUCUCUCUCCUCUUUCCGGGUCAUCGCCGAUAACUCUCCGGCGAGUUCUCUUCGCUUCAAUCGUCGGAAAACUCGAAGGCGACGUUAGCUUCAGUUGAUUCUUUCUCUCUCCUCUUUCCGGGUCAUCGCCGAUAACUCUCCGGCGAAUUCUCUUCGCUUCAAUCGUCGGAAAACUCGAAGGCGACGUUAGCUUCAGUUGAUUCUUUCUCUCUCCUCUUUCCGGUCGCGUAUCUCCGAUAAUUCUCCGGCGAACUCUCUUCACUGCUGCAUUUCAUUUCGAUCGUCGGAAAACUCGCCGUAUUCAACAUGGGAAUCUACUCCGAUUGCAUUAUAAAUGUUAAAUCUCUUCCUAAAGAAUACUUCUGUUCUGUGUGUCAACUUCUUGUCUACCCUAGUGAAGCUUUGCAGGCGCCAUGCACUCACCUUUACUGCAAACCUUGUCUGACUUCUGUUAACAACACACAUGCUUGCCCCUAUCAUAAAUGCAUGGUGACUGAAGCCAAUUGCAAGGUGUGAUGCCUUCACUAUUUUAAUUACAGUUGGUUUUCAACUGGUUAUAUAAUUAUAUGGAGGAUAUGUAUAGUGGAUUUGUUUCUUUUUUUGUUACAGCCACUGCUAGAGUCAGACAAGGCUUUGGCUGAUACCAUUGGAAUAUACAAGUCAUUUGCCUCUACAAUAGGGUUGGAUGUACAUGGCAAGGUCCCUUGUCUGAUAGCAUAUUUCAUUGCUCUAAUUGUUCACUUGGGGAGUCACCACGUCUAUGCAACAGAUGUGGUGUUCUGAUUGUACGCCGCCUGAUGCAAGAGCAUCUACAAAGCUGUCAGGAUGGCACAUCCACAGGAGCUGUAGCAGAUCAAACUCAGAUUGCAGCUCAGGCAUCACAAGCUUCUGCUUCGCUUGUUUAUGAUCAAGAUAACCAAACAACUAGUUCAGCUGGGCAACCACAAGCUGCACAAGCUGCCAUGGCAACUGUCGAACAGUGGUAUCAGCAACACCAACAGUACCAGCAGCAAGGAGCAACGCUUAGGAUUAAGAAUUUGAGUUAUAAAGCAAUAUUCCGGGGAUUGAAUGCUAUGCUUAAAACCGCCAUGGACAGGACUGAUUUCCCAGUGGAGUUCACACUUGAAAAUAUAGGUACGAUGCUGUAUCAUCAUCAGUAUCAUGUGUCAGUCAAAGCAGAGAAGCUACGGAGGAGUUACAAAAAAAUUGCAGCAUUGAAGAUAAUGAACAGGUAUAGUAUACGGCAUGCCCACCGCUGGUUGAGGUUGUUAACAGAAAAACAAGCACGCGAUGCCAAAAUACUGCAGAAAACUAAAUUGCUUGUAUCUCGUAUCUGGCUCUUCGCUGAUCGACAGUUGGCUGUAGCUGCAAAGAAGUUGAAUAAAAAUGAUGAACUGGGAGUGAGAAAUCUUGGUGAUUAUUUUGUUGGGAGGCGUUUGAUCAAAAAAUUUAAGUGGAAGGGGAAUAUGAGAUUGUUUUUAGCUAGAAAAGAUGUAGGUGUGGUUCGUGAUAUACUUGAUGAAGCAAUGUUUGAUGAUUUGUUCUCGAGAAUCAAUUUGGUUGGUCUUGAGGCAGAGAGUGAUGAUGGUGCAGAGAGUGAUGCUGGUGCAGAGAGUUUAGACGAUUCACCUAAAUCUAAAUUCGUGUGGGAACCCCCUUCAGACGAGGAACAGUAAUGGUUCUGCAGAGUGCUAUUGGUGAUUGAUGUGGCACAAGGCGAGCGUCUGGCUGGCGAGCCACUGCCUUGAAUUUUUGUUUUGCUAAGUCUUUUAUACAAUAUAGGCUAGUACUUCGUAUAUGUUACUCCGUAUAUGCUCUUAAAAUCAACGCUUCAUUAUUUGGAAUGGAGUGAAUAGUAUAUGUAAAUUGAUAAGCCAUUGUUUGUAUUCCCUACUCUUCUCAAUUACUAGGGUGGCCUAAGUGCAGGACCUAUAUCAUGGUUCAUAAUUUUGAA